AUGUCCUUAAAAACUUGCGAAACAAUUAUCGAAAAAUUAAAGGAUACGAACUUUGAGGAUGAACUUUCUAUUUGUGAUAAAGCAUCUCUAUAUUUACUUCAUGGGUGUUUAAACACAGUAUAUCACGUAAAUUCUGAUGAAAUUUCGUCAGUGUUAUUAAAAAUAUCCUCUCUUAUCGACUUUGCUACCGAAAAAUUGCAUGCUUAUCCAUACAAAGAUGUUCCUCUAUGCUGGAGACGUUUAUAUACUGAUGCAAGUAUUGUAAAAAGUUUGUGUGAAAUUUUUAUAGCGUUGAGAACUGAAAAGGAAAAAGAAUCAUGGAAAAAUAUAGUUAAAACCUUAGAUAUGGCUUUGGUUAUGACAGGAGCUCCUGGAAAUGGCAGGAAGGAAAUGAUUUUCCAUCUAAUUAAGGAAGUGGAAAAUACUAUAAAAAAUAUUGAAGAAAAUAAUAGAGAAUCUAAUAACAUAACCGAAUCUUUAACAAAACGUCGAAUUGAUGAUAAUGAAAGAGAGAACGAUUUUGAAAAACGUAUAAAAUUAGAGAAUACAAAUCUACCAACUAUAAAAUUUCCUAUACCAAAACUUUCAUCUCCUAGUUUGGCUACAUUCACUUCGCAUGUUAAUACGCUGAGUCCUAAACCUAUUAUACUUACUUCUUGUCUUUCACAUUGGCCAGCACUUUCGACAAAUCCUUGGGCGGAUUUCGAUUAUCUUUUGAGUGUUACUGGAAAGGAGAGAAUAGUUCCAGUUGAAAUUGGAGCAAAAUAUACUGAUAAUUCAUGGACACAGAAAUUAAUGAAUUUUGAAGAAUUUGUAGAAAAAUGGAUUAAAAAUCCAACUAAUGAUGGGGACAUUGCCUAUUUAGCUCAACACGACUUGUUUGCACAAAUUCCACGUCUUAAGGAAGAUAUAAUAAUUCCUGAUUAUUGUUUUGUUGAUACUAAACCAUAUUUUAUAUCCUGCAAUCAUGUGCAAUAUACUCCACCCUCAGAUGUUAUUAUAAAUGCAUGGUUUGGUCCUCAAGGAACUAUUUCUCCUAUGCAUACUGAUCCUUAUCAUAACCUUUUAGCUCAAAUAGUCGGAAAUAAGUAUAUUAGACUAUAUGCUCCUUCCGAAACUUCGAAAGUUUAUCCUUUUGAACAAGAUGGUUUUUUGGGAAAUACUAGUCAGGUUGAGAUUGAAACACCAGAUUUAGAACGUUUCCCACUUUUUGCUUCUGCUAACUAUCUGGAUUGUGUUUUGGAACCAGGAGAUAUGUUAUAUAUUCCCGUGAGUUAA
Molecule: messenger RNA, 1278 nt
Organism: Rhizophagus irregularis DAOM 181602=DAOM 197198
Lineage: Eukaryota; Fungi; Glomeromycota; Glomeromycetes; Glomerales; Glomeraceae
Molecular function (GO): 2-oxoglutarate-dependent dioxygenase activity
Source: RefSeq, a predicted model, not a curated record